GCUGCCAUGCAAAGACUUUUCUUCCCCAGAAUGCCGCACCGAACCCAGAUAAUAUGCGGAUUAAUUUUGGCUUCCUUUCUGCCUUUAGCUCUGGGAGACAAUGUGUUUAUCAGCAACCAAGAGGCAAUGUCGGUCCUGAAACGUUCUCGGAGAGCUAAUUCAAUAUUUGAAGAGUUGAAAAAAGGAAAUAUGGAAAGAGAGUGUAUGGAGGAAUUAUGUGACUACGAGGAAGCAAGAGAGAUUAAGGAGUCUGACACUGUGACGGAUGCAUUCUGGCGCCGUUAUCAAUCUUGUCAACCUGAAAAGAAGCCUCCAAGAGAAACCCUUGAUCUCUGUAUGUCAGGUAAUUGUGCAGAGGGAAUAGGUCAGAAUUACCUAGGAACCAUCAGCGUCACCAGGUCGGGGCGAGACUGUCAGUACUGGGCCAGUCACUUUCCACAUAGGACAAAGAUUAACCCAACGACCCACCCAGAAUACAACCUUACGGAAAACUACUGUAGAAACCCAGAUGACAACCCAUUGGGGCCUUGGUGUUAUACCAAGGAUCCGGAGAAACCUAGAGAGGAAUGUUCAGUGCCAUUAUGUGGCAAAACUGGGUUUACAAGUGAGCCAAUUGUUCAACAAGUGGCCAAAACUGCACCGAAAGAGGAGUUACCCUGUGUGCCUGACCGCGGAAAAGAUUAUGAUGGCACCCUGGCAGUCACAGUGUCAGGACUUCCAUGUCUACCCUGGAACUCACCAUCCGUGGAGGAGUACAGCCGUAAAAACUUCAGGAAAGAUGUAGUCCUGAAAGAGAAUUACUGCAGGAACCCCGACAACGAUGAUGAGGGCGUAUGGUGCUACGUAUCUCACAGCAACACAACCUUUGAGUACUGCAACUUAAAUUAUUGUGAUAGCCCUCUAGAUGAAGAACCCAUUCCUAGCCAAGCAGGCCGAACAGAUUCAACAAAACAUGAAUUAUUCUUUGAUGAGAAAAGCUUUGGCCAAGGAGAAGCAGUUUGUGGAUUAAGGCCACUCUUUGAAGGGAAGAAAAUAGCUGAUAAAAGCGAGGCAGAGCUGCUGGAAUCCUACAUCCAAGGUCGGGUUGUUAAGGGAGAGGAAGCUGAACAAGGCAGUUCCCCAUGGCAGGUGAUGUUGUUUAAAAGGAGUCCCCAAGAGCUCUUGUGUGGGGCCAGUCUAAUAAGUGACCGCUGGGUGCUGACCGCUGCCCACUGUAUCUUCUAUCCUCCUUGGGAUAAAAACUUCACCACUGAGGAUCUCCUGGUGCGGAUAGGGAAACAUUAUCGUGCCAAAUACGAGAGGACAACAGAAAAAAUUCUGCAACUUGAACGGAUCAUUGUCCACCCCAAAUAUAACUGGAAGGAAAAUCUUGACCGAGAUAUUGCACUUAUGCAGCUGAAGAAGCCAGUGGCCUUCACAAACUAUAUUCAUCCGGUGUGUCUUCCUACCAAGGAGAUUGUACAGAAGUUUCUGCAGUCAGGAUUUAAAGGACGUGUUUCUGGUUGGGGUAAUCUACAGGAAACAUGGAGCACAGGAGGACCACAGUUACCCUCAGCCCUGCAGCAAAUAAAUCUUCCUGUGGUUGAACAGGAAAAAUGCAAGAGUUCCACCAAGAUUAAAGUGACAGAUAACAUGUUCUGUGCAGGUUAUAGUCCAGAAGACAGCAAGAGAGGAGACGCCUGUGAAGGAGACAGCGGUGGCCCCUUUGUAAUGAAGGAUCCUAUCAGCAAACGUUGGUACCAGAUGGGUAUAGUGUCUUGGGGUGAGGGAUGCGACCGAGAUGGAAAGUAUGGCUUCUAUGCCCAUGUACAUCGCUUGCGGAAAUGGAUUAUGAAGAUUAUAGAGCAGUAUCCUCGUUAAUACCAUUCUUCAAAUCAAAUUUAAUUUCCCAGCAUCUGGUUCUUAACCACUUGGCUUUUCAAAGCAAUCCAACUGAACACCACCAAAUUAUGUAUUUGUGCAUAUCAAUAAAAUAUU
Hyla sarda is the source of this 1977-nucleotide messenger RNA. It is a transcript of the gene F2, whose product is annotated as coagulation factor II, thrombin. The coding region runs from base 7 to 1860 and encodes 617 amino acids. Gene Ontology annotation, molecular function: serine-type endopeptidase activity; calcium ion binding. The transcript has 14 exons. The record is from RefSeq and is a predicted model, not a curated record. Gene Ontology annotation, cellular component: extracellular region. Gene Ontology annotation, biological process: proteolysis; platelet activation; positive regulation of blood coagulation. Lineage: Eukaryota; Metazoa; Chordata; Amphibia; Anura; Hylidae.